Trichoderma asperellum CBS 433.97 is the source of this 1959-nucleotide messenger RNA. RefSeq lists its product as uncharacterized. NCBI's taxonomy places the organism in Eukaryota, Fungi, Ascomycota, Sordariomycetes, Hypocreales, Hypocreaceae. The record is from RefSeq and is a predicted model, not a curated record.
AUGGUCAUUACUACAGUUCCUCAGCCUCGGGACACGUAUCUGCUCUGGAAACGAUUCAGCUUUCCAGGCGAGCAUGGACCCAUUAGUGCCUUCGCCGUCCCGGCUCGGGUCGCCAAGCAGCUCACCUCCGCCUAUUCUGUCAUGUUGACGAUUCUUAUGGCCCAAGUUUGGACCAUCAUCAUUGCUCUUUUCUUAUACUAUCUCUUAAAAUGGCGGAGAAAGAAGAAUGGAGAAAGCAAUUCGUUCCAUCCGCUCGUACCGAUUUUAUGGAACAACAGAGGCGGACUUGUUGGCUCUUUCAUGGAAACUUUCAAGUACACCAGAGCAGACUCAGACAAAAUUCGCCUUUGGAUGAUUGGUAUCCUCUUCCUGGUCCUCAUAGCAUGGAUCGGGCAGACUACAUUAUCCAUCAUCGUCCCUCCCCUAAUUAUUCUCAACAACACAGCCCCAGUCAACCCGAAUGCGGUGUAUGUUCCAAAAAAACUAGAUGGCAAUCCUUCAACCGCAGCAAAAUAUGUCUUGGAAGUCCCGUCAGCCCUGCGAGCGGUUGGUAGUACCGGCUCUUCCAAGGAAAUAAUUGGUCAGAGAGUGAUGAUAACUCCUCCGGAGACACUGGGUGAAACUCGCGACGGCGAGUCCAUCAUCAGCAUGAGUUACGGUUAUCAUGUUACCGGAGCAGAUUUUGGGCUGCAAAGAUACCCAGAGCUGAGGUUGAGUGUCAACGGCUCUUGCAUUACUGAUUAUCGACUUUUCGUGGAGACGACUGUCGAUGAUUCCUAUAAUGUUGACUGGUACACUAUUUUCAAUACAAACCAGUCGGCUUCACUUUAUGAUGGUCGGGAACCCGUUGCUUCUUUCUUUCCAGGCAACAGCUCAAUCAAAGGCACCCUCGAGACCAGCAACGCCACAUGGGUCGCGCUCAUAUCUUCUACCCAAAGAAGUAGCUUUACCGUGGGUACCGAUCCAUGGUAUCUCACCGAUCCGGUUCCAAACCCAACUAUUGAUACUGCCUAUGUAGUACGCAGUGCGAGGCCUGUAUUAUCCUGUUGGGAAGACAAUGUGUGGUCAUAUAAAGGCCAAACCAGCACGGUCUUGGGACUCAAUAACAGUUCACUUCCUGGUCUUGAUCUUUCGCUGGGCGUGCAACUUAUCUUUUCAGCUCACCUCGCCCAACCAAUGAUCUUAAAUGUAGCCACACACCUUGGGCCAUCAGCGCUACUAUCUACAACCACCGCCGUCGGCCAGUCCUUUGAUGCCGGCGCCAGCAGCAUACAAAAUGACUUAACACGUCUUAUUCAAGCUGCAUUCAUUGCUACCUCCAAUGUGCUGACUGAUACAACACUAUAUCCGCCCAAUUCUGAUGAUAAAUUGGCAAAUUGGGUCGAAGGCUUAAUCGGCACUGGUGAUUUCGUUGUCUGGAGUCCCAAUGCCUCAGCACUGUCGAUGAAAGUGCUUGUAACCAUUCCCAGUCUCCUCGCAGGCGUGUGGCUGCUUGCUACUCUGCUCUUAUUUUUAACUCCUGUUCAGAUAAUUAAUGGUUUAGACUCUGGCAUUAUGUUUGCAUUCAUCAAAGGAGAGUUUCCAGCCUUUGGCCCAGCACGUCAUGAGAAAUCUGGGGUGGUUUGGCAAGCGCCCUCGAAAAACUCUGAUAAAAAGCCAGAAGAAAAUUUAGAUGUAGAGAAAGGCUCUCAAUCAAUGGGAAACGAUAAAAAGUGGCCGAUACAAGAGACCACAGUUCCGAUAACGUCGAUCGAUUCAGCGAGUGAUCAGAAUGGGGAAGUUGGUGACUGAUGAGGUUCCAUAAUGGUCAUGCAGGAAACUCUUUCCUAAAUUUUCUCACCUCGCUUUAAUUGAAGCAGCGGAAAGAUGUUUAUGCAAAUCUAAGGGGGUUAGAUUAUUUAUCCCAGCCUCACAAUGGAGACUUGAAUACUACAAUAGACAAUGACAUAUUGGAUUCGG